AUGUCCUCCCCAAAAAGUCUUCCAUUAACAAAAGAGGAGUUGAAAGAUAUCGAAUCGACCCUCAUUAAUAUAGUUAAGGGUGAAGUUAACUAUCUGAUAAAAAAUCGAGCCGGGGCCUAUUUCGAUUCAUACAAUAACAAGGCUAACGAUGUUGAUUUGGUAACUGAAAUUGACAAGAAGGUGGAAAAUAUAAUUCGAGAUGCACUAACUUUCAAGUAUCCUGCAUAUGGGUUCAUAGGUGAAGAGAGUUAUGUAAAGGGUGAGUCGCAAUUAGGCACGGAUAAAUUUUGGUGUGUAGAUCCUAUUGACGGAACAACAAAUUUUGUACACGGGUAUCCUAUGAGCUGCUGCUCGAUUGCACUAGUUGAAAAUGGGUUCCCUGUUGUUGGAGUUGUUUCCAAUCCAUCCUUGGGUCAGAUAUUUCAUGCAUCAAAGGGCAAUGGGGCAUUUCUAAAUUCUGAAGCAAUAAACAUUCUACCAAGGCAACUGAUCUUGCAAAAAUCUCUAGUGGCUUUCGAAGGGGGAGCUGAGCGUACUGAAGGGCCGGAUGGUAAUUUUGAUGCAAAAAUGGCAACCUUGAAGUCUUUGUUAAGUGACAAGGGAGCUCAUAUUCACGGCGUAAGAUGCACGGGUAGCGCAGCUUUGAAUAUGUGUUACGUAUCAAUGGGGCUGUUUGACGCUUAUUGGGAAUGCGGUGUCAACUCUUGGGAUGUAGCUGCUGGUGCUUGUAUCCUUGUUGAAGCUGGUGGAAUUCUGGUUGGCGGUAUGCCACAAGAUUGGAGAAUUCCAUUAGAUAAUCGAUGUUAUCUUGCCGUCAGAGGCGGUAGUAACCCUGAGGAACAGAGAUGGUUUGUAGAAGCAUUUUGGUCUCACGUGAAGGGAAGAAUAUCCUACUGA
This is a messenger RNA of Zygotorulaspora mrakii, 897 nucleotides long. It is a transcript of the gene INM2, whose product is annotated as inositol monophosphate 1-phosphatase INM2. Gene Ontology annotation, biological process: signal transduction; phosphatidylinositol phosphate biosynthetic process; inositol metabolic process. The transcript has a single exon. The record is from RefSeq and is a predicted model, not a curated record. Gene Ontology annotation, molecular function: inositol monophosphate 1-phosphatase activity. Lineage: Eukaryota; Fungi; Ascomycota; Saccharomycetes; Saccharomycetales; Saccharomycetaceae. The coding region runs from base 1 to 897 and encodes 298 amino acids.